GACGAAUAGGCAGAUAGGCAACAUCACUACUUGCAUGUCCCCUUUGACACCUGCAAGUGUGUGUGUGUGUUUCAGUGAGAAACUAUGUGUAAAUGUGUGUGUGUUACAUUUUGCUUCUGUGAUAGACUAUGUGCGUGUGUGAGAGAGAGAGAGAGAGAGAGAUAGGAAGGACUAUGUGAGAGGAAGAAAAUCUGAAGGGGGAAAUAAUCACACAAACUCUCAAGACGAAGCAAAGUAAGUUCAGAGUACCAUGACGACAAUCAGAAGAGCAACCGGGAGCCGAGAACAUGAACAACAGUGGAGGAACUUAUGUGAAAAGGAAAUUAAGCGGCAAAGACUGGCACUCUAGCUACACGUAGUGAUCCAUCAUGGAUGACUCUUCAUCCACCCAAUCCUUCGCCGACCUCAACCACCAUCGCCACCACCCAUCCUUUCACCUCACGCUGCCCGGCCAUCAAAGCCCCGAAGUGGGAUACCCGUCCUCUCAGCCUGCCCUGGACCCUCUGGAGCAGUAUGGAAGGGGAGGGGAAGAAUCCUCUAAUAUCUUACUGGCUUCUAACACCUCCUCAGGGGGAAGGAGAGGGAGCAGUGGUGGAGACAGAGGCUUCCUCAACACAAGUAGUAGCUGCUUGGAUGGAGAUGCUAACUUGGGAGGCGGAGAAAGCGGGUUAGGCGGCCAUUUUUCUGACACUUGGUAUGGCGUGAAAAAAGAGGAAGUUUGGGAGAACGGGGAGAGUUGUGAAAACGCUGCAGAUGAUUUGUAUCAAAAAGCGGAUUGUUACAGUAAUGAUGUUUUUUACACCAGCGAGGAAGGAGCGAGACGUAAACUCAGAGCAAACUGUUAUAAUCAUGUUAGAUGUGAAGCUAAAGGCGAAGCCGUUUACAACAGAGAAGCUAACGGUAGCCACUUCACAAAACAAACUACUUCCUACAACAGAACUGCAGCGGGGAGCUUCAGUGACAGCAGCGUUGACUGUUCAAGAGUUGGUGAUCAUUAUCUAGGAAGAGAGGAGGAUUAUGGGUCCAGCUGUGGCUCAGGGGAGGACCAGCUUCAGGGGGCAGAGGGUGAGGGACCCUGGGUGAGUGUCUCUCCGUCGAGUCAGCCCGGGGAAGGCAGGUGGAGCGGAGCAGCAGACCAAAACACUUUGAACUCAGGAUGCCUGACGCAGUACACUCAGAAACUGGACUCUUUCUCCGAGGCCUUCCUCUCCCAGCGCAAGAGAAUAUUUCCCAUGAUCCCCUGUGGAGAUUCCUUUUGGGAAUAUGGAGUAGGGAGAGGAGAAAGCCGCGGAUAUAACCCGAGGCACAGCUGUGCUUUUGACUCCUACCUGCCGCCCUGCACCUCUUCCUCACCCGCCCACCCCUCCUUCCCCUCUCCUCCCACAUCAUCUCACAUCAUGUCUUCAGUUCUCAGUCCCCCUCCCACGCCUCUGCCUCCUCCUUCCCACUCACCCUCCAAAAUGGACUCCCCCGGUGGGUUAGAUGUGUCCGGACAUUCGGUGUCUCAGGGGGGGGAUUCUCUACAGUUUUUCCCUUCGCACCUUCAGUCUCUCCCCUCUAUCCACUCCUCUGGGAUGAUAUGGAAGUUUCCAGUGAUGUCACACACUUUUACACAUACAUCAGGUGACCCCGGCAUCACCGAGGGCAACCUGAGACCUUCUCAUGGCAGUGACUACGGCAACAUCCUAGCCUCCCAUGUUCAGUCUCCAGAAUCACCGUUCCUCUCCUCCACCUCCCAUCCUUCAUCCAUUCAUCCAUCCAGAGCCCUCGGUCCCUCCAGCGCUCCACCCCUCUAUUCCGCCUUCCACCUUCCCUCUCUUCCACCUCACCUCACAGACCAACGUUAUGAGGCAGCAGAAAAGAAAGCCCCUUACAUUGUGACCCAGAAAGUGAAGAGAGAAGAAGCCAAUCUUAAACAAGCACAGCUACAGCAACAAGUCUCUCCAAUCCACACUGGAACUCCAUUUCCCAGCGUCCUUCACUCCAGCAGAGGUCAUAGGCGAGGCCGGUACACUCCUCAACCGCUCCUCAAUCCAGUGCGUAGAGGAACGGGUCUCUACUCCUCCAUCUCAUCUCUCAAUCACCGAGUGGAGGAAACAGCAUGUCCAGAUGAGGAAGAUGAAAGUGUGUCACUGUAUGUCAAUGUGGGUCAUGAUUUCCAGGCAGAGCUUCCUAUAUGCUCUGUGGAUGGGGAAGGGUCAAGGGUGUGGUGUCCAGAAGAGGAAUCGCCUAGGGAACAGUUGCUCUGGAAACCAUGGGAUAUGCUGGAGGAGAAUACCAAUUUACAAGACCAAGUGGAGAAGCUGUUGUCCAUGUGCAGUUCCAGCUGUGUGCCAGGAGGGGGCAGUAACACAGAACUGGCCCUGCACUGUCUGCACUGCUGUCAGGGGAACACAAUGGCCGCUCUGGAGAUGCUGCUGUUCUCACAGCCCUCGCCUGCAGGAGACUACCACUACUCUGGUAGUGAUUGUUGGACAGACAGCGAAAAGAGUCUCUUCGGUGCAACUCUGCAGACUUAUGGGAAAGAUUUUUCACUCAUAAGGAAAAUGAUGAGGACUAAAACCCUGAGCCAGUGUGUUGCAUUUUACUACCUGAGCAAGAAGCUCCAGGACAAGCAGAAGAAACAGAGAGAGGAGGAGAUCCGAGAAGCAGUGAUGGAGCAGCAGAAAAGUAUAACCCCCGUCCGUCCACCAAUGGUAGCACAGUUUGGACCAGAGCAGGCGGUUCCUGCCCCCCCACUGAGCAGCUUCUUCCCAUGCAAGCUGUGUGGCAAAAUGUUCUACAAAAUAAAGUCCCGUAACGCUCACAUGAAGAUCCACCGGCAGCCUCAGGAGGAUUGGAGCGACCGGCGGCUGCAGCAACAGCUCUUCACCCAGCGUCUGGCUCUCAGCCGCCCCACAAACCUCAUCUCCACCCUGGGCGGUAAUCUGCUCCCCCCCCAGGCUGCAGCGCUGACCUUUUCCUCCUCUGGAAGCAGCAAUACAGACACUGUCCUCAACUCUGUAACCAGCAGCAUCACUCCUAGCAACGGCAGCGUCCUUGAUCCUGGCGCCGUGGUAACAUACAGAAACAUCGCCGCUUCAAACUCUCAGGUAGACACAAAUACAGACUCUCAUCAAAGAGAGCCGCCCACCCUUUUACCUUUCCACCAAUCAUGGGGCUCUUUUGACCCCGACCCCACUGUCUUCUACUGCAACACAGAAGAGAAAGAUGGAGGUGGGAUGGUGGGGGGGAAAGAGACAGUCAACUGGCAUUAAAAGCAUGACUGACACUUAGCAUUACUGUUUUUAAUGCAAACUGAAUUUUAUAUCGAACUUUUUGUCCAGGGAUGAGUCCUAAACCCCGAACACUUCCUGUUCCCUCGGAAAUGGUAAAAGGGUUAAGCUUGGGCCAAAGGAGAACCCAUUAGAAUUUGGAAUCGGAUCAAGAGUCGGAUAGACACAUUACUUUUGUCAACACAGUAAAGUAAAGCAUUUGGCCAUCAGGAUGUUCUGUGCUCUCCAAAUGCCCUUCUAUUGUCUGUAUUUUUUAGUUGUAAAUGGUGAAUCUAAAAUGCUAACAUGUCUUGGAUGUUUAUUCAGCAUUUGAAUAAUAUUUGUAACCUUGUGGUAUUUUUUGAUUGAACAAACAAUAUUAAACUUGUUCUAUUGUACAUUUUAAA
Molecule: messenger RNA, 3661 nt
Organism: Trematomus bernacchii (emerald rockcod)
Lineage: Eukaryota; Metazoa; Chordata; Actinopteri; Perciformes; Nototheniidae
Exons: 11
Coding region: 369-3257 (962 amino acids)
Biological process (GO): regulation of transcription by RNA polymerase II; negative regulation of DNA-templated transcription
Cellular component (GO): histone deacetylase complex; transcription regulator complex
Molecular function (GO): transcription corepressor activity
Source: RefSeq, a predicted model, not a curated record